This is a messenger RNA of Phodopus roborovskii (desert hamster), 1101 nucleotides long. It is a transcript of the gene Mb, whose product is annotated as myoglobin. Lineage: Eukaryota; Metazoa; Chordata; Mammalia; Rodentia; Cricetidae. Gene Ontology annotation, molecular function: heme binding; oxygen binding. The coding region runs from base 155 to 619 and encodes 154 amino acids. Gene Ontology annotation, biological process: oxygen transport. Gene Ontology annotation, cellular component: extracellular exosome. The transcript has 4 exons. The record is from RefSeq and is a predicted model, not a curated record.
UAGCUCCCCACAAUGGCACUUGCCCCAAAAUAGCUGUCCAUGUGAGGGCCAGAGAAAGGCAGAGAUUAGACCCCUGGGGGGUUGAGGAGGGUGGCAGGAGGAGCAUGUGGCACCCAGUGAUCCUGGCCAGGCUAACAUCCGGGAAGAAGCUACCAUGGUGCUCAGUGAUGGGGAGUGGCAACAGGUGCUGAAUGUCUGGGGGAAAGUGGAGGCCGACCUCGCCGGCCAUGGACAGGAAGUCCUCAUCAAGCUGUUUAAGAACCACCCUGAGACCCUGGACAAGUUUGACAAGUUCAAGACCCUGAAGUCAGAAGAUGAAAUGAAGGCCUCAGAGGACCUAAAGAAGCAUGGCUGUACUGUGCUCACAGCCCUGGGGAGCAUCCUGAAGAAGAAGGGACAGCAUGCUGCGGAGAUCCAGCCUCUGGCCCAGUCACAUGCCACCAAGCAUAAGAUCCCAGUCAAGUACCUGGAGUUUAUCUCAGAAAGCAUCAUCGAGGUCCUGAAGAACAGACAUUCUGGAGACUUUGGAGCAGAUGCUCAAGGCGCCAUGAGCAAGGCCCUGGAGCUGUUCCGGAAUGACAUUGCUGCCAAGUACAAGGAGUUGGGCUUCCAGGGCUGAGCCACUCCCCCUGCCCGGCCCACCAAGCUGGGACCCAGUGUCUGUAGCAAGUAGAGUGUGCAGUGCCCUAGGUUAGCAGAGAACAGAAGAGGGGAACAUAGCAUAGCAUUCAACCAUCUAACCCACACUCCUGGGGACACGGCUCCAGGUGGCACCACCUGGGACCCAGAGGUGCAAAGUGAUCUCUGCUUCCUCAGUUUUUUGUUUUUUUUUUUUUUUUUGUUUGUUUGUUUGUUUUUUUCUUUUUUGGGUCAUGCUCAGUUCUCCUGUCACCUAAGUCCCAACCCCAACCCACUUCCUCCCAGUUUCUGGGAAAUCCCUCUUCCCACUGCAACAUUUGAUCCCUGACCUUUGACUGAGGUAGGAUGUUGCUUAGCAGGAGCAGAAGAGUGGGAAGGAGGCUGUGGCAUCUGGGCAUCUCCUGAUGCUCAAGUUCCCACUGACACACCCCAAUUCAAUAAAAUACCCUGAAAUCCCUCAUU